This is a messenger RNA of Heterobasidion irregulare TC 32-1, 1144 nucleotides long. RefSeq lists its product as uncharacterized. The record is from RefSeq and is a predicted model, not a curated record. NCBI's taxonomy places the organism in Eukaryota, Fungi, Basidiomycota, Agaricomycetes, Russulales, Bondarzewiaceae. The transcript is spliced from 7 exons. The coding region runs from base 27 to 1070 and encodes 347 amino acids.
GUCUGUCUGUGCAUUACCUGUGCGAGAUGAACAUUCCGCUUGACAAAGCUGAGUUCUUGGCCCUCUUCUUGGAGACUUUCGCGUAUGGUGUUUUCUUUGCGCUGUGCUGGAUCACUGUGCACAUUCUAUUUUGGAACCGCAAAGAUGGCAUCCGCACAGGGGGCUUCCUGCUUUACGUCGCGUUAUUCAUGCUCGUGUUGGCCACGGCACACCUUAUCAUCGACUUUGUCAGAGCUAUCAAUGCGUUCUUGCUUCUCAACCCCGGAGGCGAUAGCAGCGCCAGCGCUGACAGCUACUACGGCAAUCUCGGUGAUCCCCUUUUCAUAGCCAAAACCGUCCUGUAUUGGAGCCAGACAUUGUGUGGCGAUAGUGUCAUAAUCUGGCGUUGCUAUAUGGUCUACGGAAGACAAUUUCUGAUGAUCGUGCCUCCGAUUCUCUUUAUGUUUCCAGCAUUCGCCGCUGGUGUGAUCAUUAUCAACGACUGGGUACACACCGCGCCUGGCACGCCCAUUUUUGUGACGGAAACCCACUGGAUUACGACGUUCUUCGUCGUGACUAUGACCAUCAACAUAUAUUGCACGGCGAUGAUCUCAUGGCGCAUUUACUCAACCGGUCGAUUUAGAUCAGGCAUGGGCUUGCAUAUGGGUAGCCUUUUCCCAGUCAUGAUCGUAAUCAUUGAAAGCGGAGCACUCUAUACCUCUGGAAUCAUCGCUUUUCUCUGUACAUAUCUCGCCGGCUCGAACGGCCAAUAUCCUGCCUUGGACCUCAUCACUCCCCUCGUGGGCAUCGUUUUCUGUCUCAUCAUUCUGCAAGUGCGCUUCAACUCCAGCAGCUUCUCGUCUUCGAGUAGCAUACCCACAGGAUCAGCUAGCCGUCCAAUCGCAUGGGGUCGCCGCGGGGGCCGUUCAGCCGCAUCCGGACUGACCACAACCGAGAAUGGACCUUCUGAAUAUCCCUUAGGACCAAUAUCCAUCGAUAUUACGACGCAUACGGAGGACCACUCGUCUUUCAAUGAGAUGAAGGCUGAAAGUAAGAGUAAGGCGGCGCAAACUGAGAACAAUAUUGUAUGAAUUUUCGCAGGCUAUAAUGAUCAUCUUGAUAGCCAUUGUAGGUGAAAUUGUGCACAAGGCAUAUUCAUGGAUCG